Molecule: messenger RNA, 1854 nt
Organism: Coprinopsis cinerea okayama7#130
Lineage: Eukaryota; Fungi; Basidiomycota; Agaricomycetes; Agaricales; Psathyrellaceae
Product: endonuclease/exonuclease/phosphatase
Exons: 8
Coding region: 1-1854 (617 amino acids)
Molecular function (GO): catalytic activity
Source: RefSeq, a predicted model, not a curated record
AUGGGGAAGCUCCUCGCUCUGUUCGUAUUGAGUAAUGCAUUGGCCUCUGUUUCUUCAGUGUCAAUCACGGAGAUCCAGGGAACCGCGUUCUCGAGCCCUCUUACCGGCAAGACGGUUCAUAACGUUACUGGAGUGGUGGCCUCCGAUGGCUUUUAUCUCGUUGGAGACAAGUCAGACGAUGUUCGCGCCUCGAAUGGACUCUUUAUCUUCACAUCCUCGGCCCCUUCCGCCGUCGAUAUUGGAGAUGCCGUCUCACUAAGUGGUCGGGUCACUGAGUUCAGAGCAGCUUCGACUCCCAACAAUCUUUUCCUGACGGAAAUCACGAACCCGGCGAAUAUUACAAAGUUGUCUACCAACAAUGUGGUUACUCCCGUCGUCCUCGGAAGAGACCGAUUCCCCCCGACACGCUAUUUCUCCUCUCUCGACGUUGGUCCUGAUGGCUUCCUCAGCAUCCCAAACAACAGCAGUCGCGUCCAAGUCGUAAACGCCACGCUACAACCUGACAAGUAUGGCCUCGACUUCUGGGAGAGCUUGGAGGGUCAGCUUGUGACUAUUCCUGGACCAAUUGUAACCAACUUCCAAAACAAUUUCGGGGAAUUCUGGGUAUAUGGUCGUUGGCCGGUUACAGGCAGGAACAAUCGGGGCGGCCUCACUAUUACCUUCGGUCCCGAUGGAAUUCCUGAUGGAAACCCAGAGGCCAUUCUCAUUGAUAACCCCUUGGAUGGAACGACAAAUCCCCAGGUUGCAAUGGGCGUUGGCCUCUCUGAUAUCACUGGAGUAGUGACAUACCAGUUUGGGUUCUACUACGUCGUGCCACUGACAGCGCCAACUGUGAUCUCUCGUCCGAAGCAAUCUGCCCAGCCUACGACCUUGGAGGCAAAGCGGACAAUCAUCGAUAGAAUUUUCGACAGAUGCGCUAUUACCUUUGGAGACUAUAACGUAGAAAACUUGGCGCCGAACUCCCGUCAUCUCCCUACCAUUGCCAAGCAUAUUGUCGACUACCUUCGUACCCCCGAUUUCUUGUUCCUGCAAGAGAUUCAAGACGACUCUGGUCCCACUGACGACGGAACGGUAUCGGCUAACCUUACCCUGGCAACUUUGGCCAACGCCAUUCGGGACCUCAGCGGCGUGAGGUACUCGUUUGCUCAGGUAGACCCAGUCGAUGGCCAGGAUGGUGGUCAACCUGGAGGCAACAUCAGAACAGCGUUCAUGUUCAAGCCAGAAGUAUUGAAGCUUGUCAACGGGUCGCCUGUUGGGGGGUCUCGAGACCCCGUUGCUGUUGAAGGUCGUCGUGGCAAGCCCAAACUCAACUUCAACCCUGGCAGGAUCGAACCCGCCGGUGCUGUCUGGAACGCGACCAGGAAGCCUCUCGUUGCGCAUUGGGAGACCAGCUUUGGACAAGAACUGUUCACUGUGAACUUGCAUCUCAGUUCCAAGGGAGGAAGCAGCUCAACGCAAGGCGACGCCCGACCCCCGGUCAACAACCCCAUUGAGAGCCGAACUGCCCAGGUUAGCAGCGUGGCGAACUUUGUCAAAGCCGUCCUGGAUCGAGAUUCCAACGCCAAUAUUGUCGUCGCGGGUGACUUUAACGAGUUCAUCCAUACUCGGUCGGUGUACAAGCCUAUCGUUCAACAUCUUACGGACAUCGAUGAAGCUGCGAGGAUUCCCCAGGAAGAACGGUACAGCUACCUUUUCGAUCAAAAUGCCCAACAACUCGACCACGCUCUCGUGUCAUCGUCGAUCAGGCGGAGAAAGGUGGAGUUUGAACAUAUCCACAUCAACACUUGGGCACCUAGCCUGAGUGAGCGCAUUAGCGACCAUGAUCCUUCUGUUGGAAAGAUACGCUUAUGUUGA